Messenger RNA from Spodoptera litura, 404 nucleotides. RefSeq lists its product as uncharacterized. The record is from RefSeq and is a predicted model, not a curated record. NCBI's taxonomy places the organism in Eukaryota, Metazoa, Arthropoda, Insecta, Lepidoptera, Noctuidae.
CUUAAGACGUUUAAAAUAUACGAUCUUAUUUUAAAAAAUGUGUUCGUUGAAGAAAUCUUCUUUAGUGAUUAUAUUACUGCUGAAUAAUGAAAUAUUUGCUCUGAAAAAGAUUUCUCGACAGAAGAGAUGCAUAGUGAUUCAGAAGCAGACUGGAGGUAAAGCGGACAGCGGAGAAAGAGCUGAUGACGACGAUUAUGACUACAAUAAAGGAUCUCCUCCUAAACUUACUCCAGAUCGACUCAGGAGUAAAGGUGAUGAAAUGAAGAAACGAGAUGACGUGGAGAGUCUCCCACGAGAGUUACAGACAUAUCAACUACCGAACAAGAUCAUGUACCGACAGAUGCGACUUAAGAAUCGGUUGUUGAGGAGCAAUCUUUAUUAAUAUGAAUGAAUACUAGUAAACC